AUGAUCCAUCCAGAGCAUCCGCAUGAUGCGUCUCUUCCUCCGCAGAAUCCGAGAGACGCCCUGAAACCCACAUAUCAAGUUCCCGAAACCUCACGACACACCAAGGAGCGGGAGAACCUAGGGUCUCCAGGCCCCCAAUUCUAUGCCUGUGAGAAUCGUCCACUUCCCACUUUCCCAGCUCCCAAGUUCCCAGCAAGUGCAGACAAAACCCGACAUGAGGGAAAAUAUCCUCCGGUGCCGAAGGCCGAAAAAAAAGGCAUGGCAAGGGGGGAGAGGAGGAGCUAA
Molecule: messenger RNA, 285 nt
Organism: Colletotrichum paranaense
Lineage: Eukaryota; Fungi; Ascomycota; Sordariomycetes; Glomerellales; Glomerellaceae
Exons: 1
Coding region: 1-285 (94 amino acids)
Source: RefSeq, a predicted model, not a curated record